Messenger RNA from Paramecium octaurelia, 1010 nucleotides. The record is from the annotation of a GenBank genome assembly. NCBI's taxonomy places the organism in Eukaryota, Ciliophora, Oligohymenophorea, Peniculida, Parameciidae.
AUGAGCACAGACAGUUAAAGAAAUUACGAUUUGUAUGAAAAGAUUGGUCCACUGUUGAGUAAUCUUAGCAGUAUCAAUAAUAAUUUCGAACAAUAAAAGAAGCAACUAAAUUCAUUGAAUUACUCAAUAGACAAAAUGAACAUUGAUAUAAAAAACAAAGAAAUGGAUUAAAAAAAUUUGUAAUGGCUAUAUUCUCUAUAAGAGAGAGAAAAUAAACUGUAAAUGGAAAUCUCUUAAAAUGAAGCUAAAAAGGCAUAAUUGGAAAAUCUGAAAAAAUAAAAUAUUUUCUAUGAAGAGUAGAUUAAAAUCUUAAAUAAUGAAAAUUAGAAAUUAAAAAUUGAAUAUUCAUAGAUAUAAUAAAAAAAUGAACAAUUAAUUAGUUAAUAAGAAAUUGCAUUAAAGGAAUCGAUAAAAUUAGUUAAUGAACAAUUCAUAAGUAGAAUAGUUCAGUUAGAAGCUUAAUUAUAAUUAAAAUAACAAAAUGAAGUUGAAACAAGUGUAAAAAUAGCUUAAUUUACAAAUUAAAUUAAAAUUUUAGAAUCAUAAAAGUAAAUUUUUUAAUAGGAAUGUGAUAAAUUUGAAAUAGUAAAGCAAACUUUAGAUAAAGAGAAGGAGAUGUAUAUUAAUGAAUUUCGAUUUCUAAAGGAAAACUACAUGAAAAUGAUUGAUAAAUUGCAAGAAGAAGUGCAUAAACUAAAGGUUUAGAAUCAUAGUUUGAAUGAAGACAAUAAAUCGUUGAAAUCAACUGUGGAAUAUUAUAAAAAUAGGUUUUAAGAUAUGAUGGAUUUGUAAGAAAUGGCUAGUUUAAAUUAGGAUAAUUCACUAUUAUCCUUAUUAAAAUCUAAAGGAAUGUAGAAUGUAACUAAGUAGGAUUUAGUAUAAGCAAGGGAUUAAGUAGCUUAAGAUAUGAUUUAUUAAAAAGGAUUCUAAUUUGGAAAUGCUUGGGAUGAAGUUAUGAAUGAUAUUAGUAAAUUAGCUUGAAUACUAAGCUUAAUAAAUAUAGAUAUAUA